Molecule: messenger RNA, 1287 nt
Organism: Diaporthe batatas
Lineage: Eukaryota; Fungi; Ascomycota; Sordariomycetes; Diaporthales; Diaporthaceae
Product: Rab geranylgeranyltransferase BET4
Exons: 3
Coding region: 1-1287 (428 amino acids)
Biological process (GO): protein geranylgeranylation
Cellular component (GO): Rab-protein geranylgeranyltransferase complex; cytoplasm
Molecular function (GO): Rab geranylgeranyltransferase activity
Source: RefSeq, a predicted model, not a curated record
AUGGCCAGUCAUGGCGUAGCCCGAACCAACCGGUCCCGCACUGAAGAGCAGAAGCAACAAGAACUCGACAAGAUAGCAAAGUACCGCGACCUCGAAGGCCAGGUCCGAUCACUGGUCGCCGAUGCCAGCUUCACGCCCGACCUCCUGAAGCUGACGGCCAAGCUGCUCCGCCUCAACCCGGAGUACUACACAAUAUGGAACGUCCGCCGCAGAUGUUUGCUAACCUGUGGGUUAUCAUCCAAACCGUCGCCUGGGUCGUCGCCCUCGAAGGCGUCGCAGAGUUCUUCUCAGAACGCCACUACCACCACAUAUUCCGCCGCAUCCUCCUCCUCCUCCUCGACCGCGACCACGACCCCGCCAAACCCCGCGUCCCAGACAACUGGGAAGAGUGGUAUUACGGCUGACGACGACGAUGCCCCGGCCGUCCUCGGCGAUGGCAGCGGAACGGAUGAAGAUCCAGGGCGCACGGAAGCUAGAGAGAAGGAUCUCGACUCGCUCAGGUCCGAGCUGGGCUUUACGGUCCCGCUGCUGAUGGAGUUCCCCAAGUGUUACUGGAUCUGGAAUUACAGGUCGUGGCUAUUGCAGCAGGCCAUAGAACGGCUGCACCCUCAGGCUGCGAGGCGCAUAUGGGAGGAAGAGCUGGGCCUCGAUACCAAGAUGCUGAGCAAGGACCGGCGGAACUUCCACGCAUGGGGCUAUCGGCGGAACGUCGUCAGCCACUUGGAGAGCGCUGCGCUCAACGGCAAGAGUAUGGUCGAGUCAGAGUUCGAGUUUACUACCAAGAUGAUCCGGGUUGACUUGUCGAAUUUCUCCGCAUGGCACAAUCGCAGCAAACUCAUCCCGAGGCUGUUGGAUGAGCGACAGGCCGACGAGGGAGCGAGGAAGAAGUUUUUUGACGAUGAGCUGGCUUUGAUCAAAGAGGGCUUGAACGUAGGGCCUGAAGACCAGUCACUCUGGUACUACCACCAAUUUUUGAUGCUGGAUUUGAUCGAACAUGACACACGACCGACCAUCACAGCCAGUUUCACCGUUGAUGAGAGGUUGGAAUACAUCACAACAGAUAUAGUGGAUAUCAAGGACCUACUCGAGGACUAUGAUGACUGUAAACUAAUAUACGAAGCGCUCAUCGAGUGCACACUGGCAUUGUCGACAAUGGAGAAACGAAAGCCGUCGGGCGAGGAGAUGGCGGACCUGGAGACCUGGCUCUCCAAGCUACAAGAGCUGGACCCCAUGAGGAGAGGUUGCUGGGAUGAUAUGGGGAGGCAGCUAGGUCUCACUAUCCAAUAA